UUACUCUCCCCUGCAUAACCUAAAAUUAUCAGAUUAUUUAACAUUAAAGGAAUAAGGAAGAAGUUUCAUGAUCUAACCACUUUUGGGUUUAUAAUAGUUGUAAUGGAUAUAAAGAUUGAAUUUGGAGGCGGGGCAGAACUUUUGUUUGGGAACCAAAAAAGUCACCAAAUAUCAUUACCUGAAAGAAAUCCACCAUGGACGUUGGGCGAUUUAAUAAUUUGGAUUAAAGACAACCUACUAACAGAACGUCCUGACCUUUUUUUACAAGGUGAUACAGUGAGGCCUGGGAUAUUAGUAUUAGUCAAUGACACAGAUUGGGAGUUAAUGAGCACCACUGGAUAUAGGAUACAGCCAAAUGACAGCAUAUUGUUUAUAUCAACUUUGCAUGGUGGUUAAUUCUGUAACUUAUUCCUCACUUUUUAUAAAUAUUUUUAGGUUACUAAAGUCAAUUUAUUAUACAUUUAAGUUAACUUCUCAACAUUCGUUAUUUGUGAUCCCAUGUAACUGAAGAAGUUCUGGAACAUAACUUGAUGCUUCAGUUUAACAACUUUCAUAUUUAAAGUAAAGUUGUGUCAAUGGUGAUUGAUUCGGUCAUACCAAAUUGUAACAAAUUGAAUUCGCCUUGCGGAAUAUGAUUCAUUUGGAUGGUUUAAUUUUGAACGAAAUAUCUAUUUCCACACAGAGGCAUAAAAAGCUCCUGAGGAGAUAGGGUCCGUUAGUAGGCGGCUCAGAGCACAGAAAAACAAAAGACAAACAGGC
This is a messenger RNA of Cylas formicarius (sweet potato weevil), 759 nucleotides long. RefSeq names its product ubiquitin-related modifier 1 (gene Urm1). Gene Ontology annotation, molecular function: protein tag activity. The record is from RefSeq and is a predicted model, not a curated record. The transcript is spliced from 6 exons. Gene Ontology annotation, cellular component: nucleus; cytoplasm. Gene Ontology annotation, biological process: protein urmylation; tRNA thio-modification. The coding region runs from base 103 to 396 and encodes 97 amino acids. Lineage: Eukaryota; Metazoa; Arthropoda; Insecta; Coleoptera; Brentidae.